This is a messenger RNA of Wallemia ichthyophaga EXF-994, 2502 nucleotides long. RefSeq lists its product as uncharacterized. Gene Ontology annotation, molecular function: preribosome binding; ATP binding; RNA binding. The coding region runs from base 1 to 2502 and encodes 833 amino acids. Gene Ontology annotation, biological process: ribosome biogenesis. Gene Ontology annotation, cellular component: nucleus. NCBI's taxonomy places the organism in Eukaryota, Fungi, Basidiomycota, Wallemiomycetes, Wallemiales, Wallemiaceae. The transcript has 3 exons. The record is from RefSeq and is a predicted model, not a curated record.
AUGUCCACUCCAUCUUCAUCUCUUAACAGGUCCAUGCAGGAUCUUUGGUCCCAGUCUCGUUCCAGGGUUGCUACUCCACCUGCUGGUUCUGCUGCCCACGCUGCUGCGAUGGCUGUCGAGGCUGCGGCCAGGGAGCAAGUUGGCGGCGCCCGUAAAAACAAUUUGAAAGAUGUACAAGGUGGUGUUGAAGCUAGCAUUGAAAAUGGCCUGGAAAAUCCUUUAGAAAAUCCUCCGGAAAACGCCCCGGAGGCACCCACAGAAACACCCAUAGCUGCCCCCUCAGAAAUUCCCCAGGAUGCUACCAAAAAGCGUAAAAAAUCUUCCACCACCACCAACAACUCAAAACGCUCUCGGAAUCAAUCUUCUCAGUCUUCUAUCGAUACUACUCCGCCUACCGCCCGUCUCACCGAUUUAGGCGGUAUAAAUGAGUGUGUAGAGAGAAUGCUCGAAUUGGUUGCAAUGCCGCUUACUCACCCAGAAGUUUACCUCCACACAGGUGUACAACCUCCACGCGGCGUUCUCCUCCACGGUCCACCUGGCUGUGGUAAAACUCUACUAGCCAAUGCAAUAGCAGGCGAAAUGGCUGUUCCUUUUCUCUCAAUAUCUGCUCCUUCAAUUGUUAGUGGUAUGAGUGGUGAAAGUGAAAAAACUAUCAGAGACACUUUCCAAGAAGCUGCCUCACACGCUCCAUGCUUAUUAUUCAUUGAUGAAAUUGACGCAAUCACCCCAAAACGUGAAAAUGCUCAACGCGAAAUGGAAAGAAGGAUAGUUGCUCAAUUACUCACUUGCAUAGACGAUCUGAGUUGGGAUAAGACUGAUAAUCGUCCAAUCAUCAUCAUUGGCGCUACAAAUCGUCCUGAUAGUCUUGAUCCUGCUCUUCGUCGCGCUGGUCGUUUUGAUCAUGAGAUUUGUAUGGGUGUUCCCGAUGACAGUGGCCGUGAAAGUAUCUUGCGUGUUUUAUGCGCUAGGUUGAAACUCGCAGGCAGUUUUGACUUCAAAGCUCUCGCUAAAUCUACUCCUGGAUACGUAGGUGCUGAUCUUAGUGCUCUUACUGGUGCAGCUGGCGUGAUUGCAGUGAAACGCAUCUUCAAGCAGCUAGCCGAUGAGAGUGGUGAGAUGAGUAUGGAUGUAACGACUAGUGGUGAGCUUGAUGAAAAUCAGAGUACGCAACUCUCUUCGCUGCAAUCACUCGUCAAUCACCUCCCCAAACAGUCAACCAUCGCACACUUCCUCCUCACACACCCAGCUCCACUCACAGACACCCAACUCGAGCGGCUAUCGAUAGAGUUCGGGGAUUUUGACGCAGCCCUUAAGAUAGUUCAACCGAGCAGCAAGCGUGAGGGAUUUGCGACGGUACCCGAUGUGACGUGGGGGGAUAUAGGAGCGUUGCACGCGACGCGCGACGAGUUGCACAUGGCAAUAGUUCAACCGAUCCGCAAACCCGAGCUAUUCACCUCGAUAGGGAUCCAUGCCCCAUGCGGUGUGCUCCUGUGGGGACCUCCUGGCUGCGGUAAGACGUUGCUCGCGAAGGCAGUCGCGAACGAGAGUCGCGCCAAUUUCAUCUCCGUCAAAGGCCCCGAGCUACUCAACAAGUAUGUGGGUGAGAGUGAGCGCGCGAUACGGCAGGUGUUCAUACGCGCUCGCUCCUCAUCUCCUUGCGUCAUCUUCUUCGACGAGCUGGACGCAUUGGUGCCGCGACGCGACGAUAACCUCAGCGAAAGCUCAAGUCGCGUUGUUAACACCCUUCUCACUGAACUCGAUGGGCUCGAGUCGCGCAAGCAGGUGUUCGUUAUUGGGGCUACUAACCGACCUGAUAUUAUAGAUCCUGCUAUGGUGAGACCAGGUCGAUUGGAUAAAUUGCUCUAUGUCGAUCUUCCAAGUGCUGAAGAACGCGUGUUGAUUGUGCGGACUCUCGCUACUAACACACCUAUUCACCCAAGUGAAAUCGCUAAGGUGGAUCAUCUCAUCGCUUCGGAUCGCUGCUAUGGCUUCUCGGGUGCGGAUCUUGCCGCACUGGUUAGGGAGGCGGCUGUUUUAGCGCUCAGACAGACGCUUAUUUCUGAUGCUCACACCGACGCUCAAACUGACACUCAAGUCCCCGUUGUCGUCCUCGCAGACCACUUCAGCUGCGCGCUCGAUAAGGUUCGGCCGUCGGUGAGUCUGGCGCAGGUGAAGAAAUACAACACGCUGCGCAUGAAGUUUAGCGGGUUGCCUACCAAGUCCAAGAAGAGCGAGAGAGAGGAAGGUGAUGAAGUGUCAGAGGAGAUGGAUGGUCUUCUUGUUAAGAUGGUGGCGGUUGGAGAUACGCUGAUAUUCCAAAUACGCAGCUUGGAUAGAGUGGGAGUGAAGGGUGUGUUGGGAGUGUUCAGAGUUGUCCUCCCCCUCCUCCAAGCCGCGUACAGUAAAGGGAGAAGAAAUAGGGAUGGCUGGAGAGGGUUUAUGGAUUGGAUGCUCUGCUUGGUAGACGAUGGAAAUUGCGAUGAGGUGAUGGAGAAAGUCUAG